UUCAUCGUAAAAUGUAUUUUAAAGUUUCAAGUUGCAUUGGCUCUGGCACUUUUUACAUCAUCCUGGCGGUUCGAAAGCCUUUCGUUAAAAUAUAAUAAUGAGGACAGAUAUCAAUAAUUGUACAUUUAGCAUAUUCUGUCUAACUUUUGUAUCCAGAUAUAUGCAGGACAAUGCAUUCCACUAACAUAUAUAUCAAAUUCUUUUGAGCAAAAUAUGUUAAUGCGGUUUUUUAUGCUACUAUGUCCCUCUUGUUAAUGAAGUUGGCAUUUCACAUUCGAUUGUUGGCACCGGAUCAUAUUACACUAAAAUGUAGGUAUGACAUAUUGUUAUGUUAUUAAGUGAUAACGGCCUUUCCAUAAUAUACUUACCAACAGUAUCGGUACAAAAGUCCUUUAUAAGUAUCUAUCUAGCGUUUAGACGACAACUUUUAGCAGCAUUUAUCUUAUAUUCAUUUAGUCAAUGUAUUUCACAAAUCCAUAGAACUAAACACCUGUAAACAAAAUAUACAAAAAAAAAUAAUAUAAAUUCUGCUGUGCCGCUCCUGCUGGUGGAGUGUACCUGUCACAGUUUGGAUUUGCUAAUACAGAGCCUGAUUGCCAACUAUUUCAGUUCUACCAGCAUCAAGAUUAAUGACACGUUUACUCAGGUGAACAGCAGACGUUCCUUGAUUUGACAGGAUACAUUUAUGUCAUGUACACGUGUUACAGAAAACGCUUUAUACUUCCAGAGUACCUGCUAUCAGCUUCGUUUUUGACGGUGUUCAUGUCCAUAUCCCUAUUAGUAUCCCUGUCUCUUUUCAGUCUUCUCAGUUGCUGGUGUAUUUUCGUGUUUAUUUUAAGUUUCGAAUUUUGAACUUUUUUGUUAACGUUGUAAUUUGUUUAUGUCUGUUUGUUUAAACUACUCCUUGUUCAUUGUACUGUCUCUAACAUCUUGUCGUGCCAACAUGUAGGUCAUAUUGUAGCGUUAUGUGUCGCUCAUUCCCGGCCAUCGUACAUAUAGGCCUGAACUAAUGUACAUAUAUCCCGUAAAUGUGUACAGGCCAGUGUAUUCUUUGUCGUCAACUCGGAAGAAUAAAUCGGUUGAGUAAACACGAACUUUGUACCUAUCCGAUGAAUACUGAUUCACACUCACACGGAUGUGUAUCUAUUAACGGUGCAGGGAGGUGAUAACGAAGUGAACGUUUUAUCAGAUUCAGUCUGUCUUGCAGGUAUACCUGUAGGAGCAUGACAAUGACGUGGACUUCCAUACACCUGGUAUAUUUACUUAUAUGCCUCGCCGGUGCAGAAUAUUACGUGUUAUUGAACGGUGCCAAGGCCAACGAAGGAAAUGUACAAAUUUACAACGGUUCGACCUGGUUUGACCUUUGUACAGACGGAUGGGAUGACACGGACGCAGCAGUUGUGUGUCGUAUGCUAGGCUACACAGGUGACGGAGCCAAGGCCGGCAUUGACACCGAUGGGGCUACGUUUUCCUCUCUGGUGCAAUCCAAGUUCGAUUGUGAUGGCAGCGAAGCGUCUCUCCAGGACUGCCAAACAAGUAGCAAUAACCAGAUUGUCUGUGAUAACAGCACUAAAUCACACGUUGUAUGUGCUGAAGUACCCCAGCCGAAUGAUUUCCUUCUCAUAUCGUUUGGAACGGCUAUUGCAAAAAUGGAUCGAGCAUCUGGGAGUAUUUCAUUUGUGCAGUCUGGAACUCUUGAGCGUGUCAUAGCUAUUACAUAUGAUAGUAUACAGGACAUGAUCAUCUGGACAGACGUUAGUUUGAAACAGAUCGCGAGGUGUAACUUCAACGGAGGGAAUAUAACUGUGAUUUACCAGGCUGGGAACG
Mizuhopecten yessoensis (Yesso scallop) is the source of this 1827-nucleotide messenger RNA. RefSeq names its product neurotrypsin-like. NCBI's taxonomy places the organism in Eukaryota, Metazoa, Mollusca, Bivalvia, Pectinida, Pectinidae. The transcript has 5 exons. The record is from RefSeq and is a predicted model, not a curated record. Gene Ontology annotation, cellular component: membrane. The annotation marks the transcript as partial.